AUGCAACAUAUUAAAGUAGUAGUAGUUGGAGAUGGUGCCGUCGGAAAGACUUCAAUGCUUAUUAGCUAUACAACAAAUGGAUUGCCAACAGACUAUCAACCAACCGUUUUCGAUAACUACAGUGCAUUGGUGAUGCACGAGAAGAAGCCUUACAACCUUGGUUUGUGGGACACUGCCGGACAAGAGGAUUUCGAUAAGCUGCGUCAUCUCAGCUAUCCACACACCGACGUCUUCUUGGUGUGCUACAGUGUCAUCAAUCCGGCAUCCUAUUCCAACUGCUGGGAUAAGUGGUACCACGAAAUCAAAUCGCACUGUCCCAACGUGCCAAUCGUGUUGGUCGGUGCCCAGUCAGAUCUCAGAACCAACAAUGUCAUUCUCGAGCGUCUAUCGGAUCGCAAGCAACAGCCGAUCACCACGGAACAAGGUGAACUCAUGGCCAAGCGAAUCGGAGCAGCUUACUUUAUGGAAUGCUCUGCACUCACACAGAAAGGAUUACACGAAGUAUUCGAACGCACAAUCGAUUCAUUCCACGGAAAGAACAUGAAUUCCAAGCCAUCUAAAUUUUCAUCAAAACAAAAGCAACAACAAGAAUUGAAAUCAAAGAAAUCAACAUCAAAUUUAACAACAUCAUCAUCAACAAAGAAGAUUAAAUCUUGUUCUAUAAUGUAA
Messenger RNA from Heterostelium album PN500, 669 nucleotides. It is a transcript of the gene racG, whose product is annotated as Rho family protein. The coding region runs from base 1 to 669 and encodes 222 amino acids. Lineage: Eukaryota; Evosea; Eumycetozoa; Acytosteliales; Acytosteliaceae. Gene Ontology annotation, biological process: mitotic cytokinesis; regulation of actin cytoskeleton organization; small GTPase-mediated signal transduction. Gene Ontology annotation, molecular function: GTPase activity; GTP binding; protein kinase binding. Gene Ontology annotation, cellular component: plasma membrane; cytoskeleton; cytoplasmic vesicle. The record is from RefSeq and is a predicted model, not a curated record. The transcript has a single exon.